AUGGCUUCCAAUAUUUCAAAAUUGGUUCCCGUCCAAUAUGGCCCAACCUCGUCCGAUCGCAUAAAAUAUCCAAUCUACCCUCCCCCUCCUCCCUCCAUACUCCUUACACCUGAUAUCACGAUAGUUAACUUAAACUUCCAUAUAACAUGUACAAUCUCAACCCUGACUCCCACAACUCCUCACAACCGUCUGCCUCCCCAAAGUCUUAUUCCGAAGGGCGACGUUCCUCGCUUCGGCUUCGAUAUCAUCCACACUGCGAGUGAGCAUAAUAUAACCUUCGUCAUCCAGCGCAAAGAGAGCUUCCUUGAGCCACACCCGGCAAGUGAUUCUCUCGCGGAAUCGCACUGA
Molecule: messenger RNA, 348 nt
Organism: Penicillium crustosum
Lineage: Eukaryota; Fungi; Ascomycota; Eurotiomycetes; Eurotiales; Aspergillaceae
Exons: 1
Coding region: 1-348 (115 amino acids)
Source: RefSeq, a predicted model, not a curated record